AUGGACGCAGUAUCGGCCUAUAGCUUCUCGUCCCUGCUCUGGCUCUCAACCCAGGCGAUCCCGCUCAUCGUCUGGCCGCAAGCCAUCAAUGGGCUUCUGACUAUUGACAAGGGCAUCAUGGAGCCGGCGAGCGGCGUAGAGAACUACUUUGCCCGGUCCCUGGGCUUUGCGCUCCUCGCGCUAGGUGCCGUCACGGUGGUACUGUCGGGGGCGUUGCCGUUGAAUAGCAUGGUCGAGAGUAAGAAGCCGCUCUCCUUCCCCCCCUCUCAUCCAAGAACGCAAGGCCUUGGUUGUGUAAAUGCCCAGACUAACCUCUUUGAUCUUUUCGUUUAUAUAGCACCAACCGAAGGCAUCUCGCCCUAUGCGGCCGCAACACUGCUCAUCACGACGCUGCAUCACGGAUCUGCUGCGUUUUACUGCUGGACCAAGCACAACGAGACGGGGCAGACGGGUUUCUUACUGGGGUUCGUGGGCAGCGCUGGCCUCGCCGCGUUUGGGACCUGGUGUCUGCUGUUUGGCGGCGAGAAGGCGAGAAUCUCGCGCCGUACUGGCGCCGACAAGCGGACCAGCGGCUGGCCUUUCCCCAAUGCCGAGGCCGACAAGCGCAAGCAGAAGAAGAAGGGUCUGUAG
This is a messenger RNA of Pestalotiopsis fici W106-1, 630 nucleotides long. RefSeq lists its product as uncharacterized. The transcript has a single exon. Bases 1 to 630 code for a protein of 209 amino acids. Lineage: Eukaryota; Fungi; Ascomycota; Sordariomycetes; Amphisphaeriales; Sporocadaceae. The record is from RefSeq and is a predicted model, not a curated record.